GUGCCCACGUGAUCCUGGCCUGCUGUCGGUGCCUGCGGUGAGGUACCUGGGCUCCUGAAGGGCGGGCGUUUAGGUCAUAACUGCCGCUGCCGGCGGACGCUCUCGGGCGACCAGGGUCGGUAACGACAAGCCGGCGGGGACAGUCACUACUUAGUGCCUACCGCACGGGUCUGCUCUUUCUGCCACCUCCGCCGUCUCCACCUCUUUUCGGGUGAAGUCACAUUUGCGUUUCGAGAUUUUGGGUCUUGAGGCCCAAACUCGACACGAGUCCCCACCACUCCUCUUUCACUCAUCCUCCGUCUCUUCCUUUGCACCACCACAUCAUUUAGCCUUUGAACUGGCCAGCUAGGCUGUUCCUUGAGGCCAAGUUCAAGGCGGUUUAAAGUAACCGUGGGGAAAGCAGCCCCCCAGUGGACAAAGGCGGAGGCAAGAAUAGAGCAGGCCUAGCGGCCACAGGCAAUUAAAGUAAGCGACUGAGGGUGUGAACAGGGAAAAAGGAAAAAAAAAAAAAAAAAAAAAAAAAAGAAAGAAAAGGAGUACUGCGGUUUAGAAAGGACUGGAAAGGACUUGUUGCACGAUGGAAGAAUCUGACUCUGAGAGAAAGAUGGAGAAAGAGAAUCUGGGGCCAAGAAUGGAUCCUCCCAUAGGGGAACCUGAAGGAUCGCUAGGGUGGGUGCUACCAAAUACAGCCAUGAAGAAAAAGGUGCUGUUGAUGGGUAAAAGUGGGUCUGGUAAGACCAGUAUGAGGUCUAUUAUCUUUGCAAAUUAUAUUGCCAGAGACACACGUCGCCUUGGUGCAACAAUACUAGACCGUUUACAUAGUCUUCAAAUUAAUAGCAGUUUGAGCACCUACUCUCUCGUAGACUCUGUUGGAAAUACAAAGACAUUUGAUGUAGAACAUUCUCAUGUUCGAUUUCUGGGAAACCUGGUAUUGAACCUGUGGGACUGUGGUGGACAGGACACUUUCAUGGAAAAUUAUUUCACUAGCCAGCGAGACAACAUCUUCAGAAAUGUGGAGGUUCUGAUAUAUGUGUUUGAUGUGGAAAGCCGUGAAUUGGAAAAGGACAUGCACUAUUACCAAUCAUGCCUAGAGGCUAUUCUGCAGAAUUCUCCAGAUGCCAAAAUCUUUUGCUUGGUACACAAAAUGGAUCUGGUACAGGAGGAUCAACGGGACCUGGUAAGAAAUAUAAAGGGUGCUGCACAAAAUGGUGCUUCUUUUCUGGUGAUUUCUCACUAUCAGUGUAAAGAGCAGCGUGAUGCCCACAGAUUUGAGAAAAUCAGCAACAUUAUUAAGCAAUUUAAGCUGAGCUGCAGCAAGCUAGCUGCUUCUUUCCAGAGCAUGGAAGUCAGGAACUCUAACUUUGCUGCUUUCAUUGACAUCUUUACAUCCAACACUUAUGUGAUGGUCGUGAUGUCUGAUCCAUCCAUUCCUUCUGCAGCUACUCUGAUCAACAUCCGCAAUGCCAGGAAACACUUUGAAAAGCUGGAGAGAGUGGAUGGACCAAAACAGUGUCUCCUCAUGCGCUAAACAUUGCCACAUGUUGUUUCAAAAAAUUUUGAAAUACUGUUUCUUAAUUAAUCUUAAUGUUGUAUUCAUAUAUGUAGGCUCUGAAAUGUGAUGCUUACCACUUGUGUAUUUCUUCCCCACAUCAGUCUUAACGUUUAACCUUGAAUGCUAUUUACUAAAAUAGCCAGUGAGAAGUUAGAAAAUGAGCUGUUCAUGGACUUGAUGUGACAUAAAAGUAUGUGAUAUGUAAGUGUUCUGAUAACAAGAUUCUAAUAGUGUGUGUUCUGAUAACCUGGUUCUAAUAGUUGUGUAUGCCAUAGCCUUUUCCAACAUCAUCUUGUAUUCCUCAUUGGAUAGUAACCUAUAAGUUUGGAAUAUUACUAAUUUCUCAGCAUGCAUUAAAAUUAUUCCUUAACUUCAACUGUAAAUAAACUUUUGCUGUUAGGGA
Molecule: messenger RNA, 1955 nt
Organism: Herpailurus yagouaroundi (jaguarundi)
Lineage: Eukaryota; Metazoa; Chordata; Mammalia; Carnivora; Felidae
Product: ras-related GTP-binding protein B-like
Exons: 11
Coding region: 578-1528 (316 amino acids)
Biological process (GO): cellular response to starvation; positive regulation of TORC1 signaling; negative regulation of autophagy
Cellular component (GO): nucleus; lysosome; Gtr1-Gtr2 GTPase complex
Molecular function (GO): GTP binding; GTPase activity
Source: RefSeq, a predicted model, not a curated record